Molecule: messenger RNA, 2534 nt
Organism: Tripterygium wilfordii
Lineage: Eukaryota; Viridiplantae; Streptophyta; Magnoliopsida; Celastrales; Celastraceae
Product: TORTIFOLIA1-like protein 3
Exons: 5
Coding region: 148-1986 (612 amino acids)
Cellular component (GO): microtubule
Molecular function (GO): microtubule binding
Source: RefSeq, a predicted model, not a curated record
CUUUUAAAAAGCUGUACAACAUGGCAGCAUGAACAAAGGAACACCGCGAAACCAACCGCCAAUGCUGCCAGAAAUCCCACCUUCGCCACCUCCUAACCACCGCUGACUGACUUCACGGCCUAACGAGCUAAACUCUGCCAUUCCAACAUGGCCCAAAACCUCAAACUCAAGGUCUUCACAUGCCUCACAAAGCUCGGUGAUCGCGAUACAUACUCCAUUGCUACCUCCGAGCUGGACUCCAUUGUUGCUUCUUUGGACUCUUCAACUCUUCCCACCUUCGUCUCAUGUAUACUCUCUACUGACACCACCGACAAACCUGCCAUCCGCAAGCACUGUCUUCUUCUCCUUGCCGAUAUUUCCAUCUCUCAUACGCAAUCUCUCUCUCCCUUCCUUCCCAAGAUCCUAGCCCAUCUCACUCGGCGUCUUCGGGACUCCGACUCCUCCGUCCGAUCACAAUGCAUUUCCACAGUUUCUGCAUUAACCGCCAAUGUGACCAGAGCUCCAUUUUCUUCGGCCUUCUUGAGGCCCUUAAGCGACGCGCUCUUCACGGAGCAGGAUCGCAACGCCCAGAUCGGAUCUGCUCUGUGUCUCGCUGCUGCGAUCGAUGCGGCUCCAGAUCCUGAUCCCGGCAGGCUCGGGCGGGCAUUGAUGCCGAAGCUGGAGAGAUUGCUGAAGAACGAGGGGUUUAGGGCAAAGAGUGCGGUGCUUGUUGUCGUCGGGAGUGUGAUAGGGGCGGGUGCGUUGUCGGGGCGGGGCGUUGAGGGGUUAAGAAGUUUGGUGCAGUGUCUACUGGGUUUUUUGAGCAGCGAGGAUUGGGCGGCGAGAAAAGCUGCGGCAGAGGGACUGGAAAGGUUGGCCAUUGUGGAGACUGACGCCUUGCCUGAGUUUAAGGCCGGAUGCUUGAAAGCCUUUGAGAAUCGGAAAUUCGAUAAGGUGAAGGCUGUUAGAGAGGUUAUGAAUCAAAUGAUUGAGGCGUGGAAGAAGGUCCCUGAUGUUUCAGAGGAGGCAUCACCGCCACCUCAAUCACAGGCUUCUUCCAGGGAGGAUGCUAUUGAUGGGCGCUACCCACCUGGAUCCAAGAAUUCUAUUGCUGCUCGUUCUGAAGCUCAUCGAAUGAGGAAGAAGACAAGUCCUGCUAGCAGGUCAACUCCACCUGCUAGUUCAUCGGCAACUGUUGCGGGGAAGAAAAAUCCUUCAAAUAGCAGUCUAAAGAAAACAGGUCCGGCCAUAUUCCAGAAGCUAGACUGUAAGAAGGCUUCAGACUGUAAUGUUGGAAUCACUGUUCCAAUUGCUGCCUCUUCAAUUGAAGGUUGUGAUGAUACUCAUAAGAUGAAAGAGGAGCAGGGAAGCGGCAAAACUAGGUUCGGAGUUCUGGAGACAAGGCGAGCCCUUUUUAAUAAGAGUUCUGAUGAAAACACACACAAAUUUAGUGCAUCUCGUGUGGCUCCAUGCCAUGAGGAGAGUCCAGAAUCUAAUGUUCUGAAUAGAGAUACUGAAAAUCACAAUAACAAUCACAAAGAGUCUGAGGAUUUAUCUCUGAUAAGCAAGCAACUUGUUCAGAUUGAAAAGCAACAAUCUAGUCUGUUAGAUCUUCUCCAGAGAUUCAUUGGCAGCUCACAAACUAGUAUACAUACUCUCGAGACACGUGUGCAUGGCCUGGAGCUGGCUCUGGAUGAGAUCUCGUAUGACUUAGCAGUAAAAAAUGGAAGAAUGACUAAUGCUGGCUCUCAUGGAACCACAUGUUGUCUUCUCCCUGGCGCUGAGUUUUUGAGCUCCAAGUUCUGGAGGAGAACAGAAGACCGACAGAUGACCUCUAAGUUUUCUACUUCCAAUGGUAUCCCAUCGGCCACCAUGCGUAGCAGAGGUUAUAAAAGUGGCACUGCUGGAACAUCUAAGCUCGACCACCAUAGGUUGCAGCUUCAGGGAGGUGGUGGAUUCAUAGUGAAUCCGUUGGCUGAGAUUCAAGGUGCAACUCAGAGAUUUUGAAUCACUAGCAACAGAAGCAGUAUCAACAUCCAAAAUUUGGUACAGCUCAUCUCUUCAGAUUGUGGGUGCUAUGGAGACGCUUAGAUUUGCUGGAUGGUGAAGAAAACGGAUAUAUAUGAUUGAGGGGACGUGGUAACAGUCCCUUCAUGGAAUUUCAUAUCGCCUACCAUGGAAUGCCUUGUAGCAAAUAGCAGGUUGUUCCAGCAUUUCUCAUCCACUAUUGAAAACAGUCGCGCUUUCUAUAGAGACCAAAUGAAGCAAAUUCAACAUUUUCAGUUUACCAUUCUUUUUCCCUAUACUUACAAGCUCUCAUGACCCCUCGGAGUGCGUGUGCAUUGCUAAAUACUGGAAGAUCAUAUGGUUCGGAUGUGUAUACCGGUACGAGAGUAAUUUUCUUUGUGCGUGCUUAGUUUUCACUCAAUACAAAUUUCCAAAAUGAUACAUGGGGAUGAAGAAGUGGUUAUGAAGAGCAUGAAGAUGUUAUCUGAAAUUUUAUUUUGAAAUAUCAUAUGAUAGUGCCUCGUGGUUGGUAGGCAUGUUGUGCUGUG